GCAUGUGCGAGGGGGCGCGCGCGUUGAGUGCCCCCCUGAGGGCCAGGAGGAGAACCUGAGGGGUGCACGCGUAGCCCCCAGAAUGGAGACUGAAUACCUGAGGAGAUGUUUCGGGACUUGCCUGGCCCAGGCACUGGCAGAGGUGGCGAAGGCUCGGCCCAGUGACCCAACAGAGUACCUGGCUCACUGGCUUUAUCAUUGUAAGGAAACCAUGGAGGCGAGAGAAGAGAAAGCUCAAGAGAAGAUCCAUCUGAAGGAAGAACGGGAGAAGUACCUUCAGGAAGCAGAGAUGGCAGAAAUGCUAAAGCAAGAAGAGUAUCAGAUCCAACAGAAAUGUGACAAGUGUCAUGAGGACCCAGGUUUCUUCGCCAUGGGAGUGUGGUCCAUCGGUGCAGGGGCUCUGGGGGCUGCAGCCGUGGCCCUGCUCCUGGCCAACACAGACCUCUUUCUGGCCAAGCCGCAAGAAGCAUCGCUGGAGUACCUCGAGAGCAUAGAUCUGAAAACGCUGGGCAAGGAACCUAGGACUUUCAAAGCAAAGGAGCUCUGGGAAAAGAACGGCGCCGUGAUCAUGGCUGUGCGCCGGCCGGGCUGUUUCCUCUGUCGAGAGGAGGCCACAGACCUGUCCUCCCUGAAGCCCAAGUUGGAUGAGCUGGGUGUCCCCCUCUACGCAGUGGUGAAGGAGCACGUCAGGACUGAGGUGAAGGACUUCCAGCCGUAUUUCAAAGGAGAAAUCUUCCUGGAUGAAAAGAAAAAAUUUUACGGUCCCGAAAAGCGGAAGAUGAUGUUUAUGGGAUUUGUCCGUCUGGGUGUCUGGUACAACUUCUUCCGGGCCCGGAACGGAGGCUUCUCUGGAAACCUGGACGGCGAAGGCUUUAUCCUCGGAGGAGUUUUUGUGGUGGGCUCGGGAAAGCAGGGCAUUCUUCUUGAGCACCGAGAGAAGGAGUUUGGAGACAAAGUAAACCCAGUUUCUGUUCUGGAAGCUGCUAGGAAAAUCAAACCACAGACCUUAGCCCCACAGGAAAACUGAUCUUGUUGAAACAACCCAGCUCAGGGAUAAUUGGGGCGCUCGCUGGUGUUCGUAGGAACUUGUGUGCCCGAGGAGCUAGAAAAGUCUCCGUACCUUAUUCCCAGCGUGGACUCUUAAUGUAUUUUACAGGUAUACUCUGUGUAGGCCCAUAAAGGGAAAAUAGCUCCCAAAAUAAGACUGACAAAAAUCUAAGAACCUGGUGAGGGUUACUUCAGCUACAACCUGAAAAAUAUGAGGCUUAAAAAGUUGGCUACGGCACAGCAUUACAGAUGCACAUCGUGUCUGAGUGCUGUUAAUUUUGAAAUCAGAAUAUAGUUUUUGGCUUGUGUUUUACAGUACUGACUUUUUACAUAAUACACUCAUGAUUAAAUUAAUGUGCUUCGAUAUAAUUUGAUAAAGAUCGAUUUUAAAGUAAAAUUUAGUUUUUCAUUGUUUCCAUUCUUAACUUCAGAGGUUAUUGUUCUAGAAGGAGCGAUCACCAUCUGUGUCUAAUAAAAUUACACACCAGAAUCAUGCCUUUUAGGAUCACCAGUAUUUCUAAUAAAACAAUAAAACUUUACCAUUAUGCUG
This is a messenger RNA of Echinops telfairi (small Madagascar hedgehog), 1597 nucleotides long. RefSeq names its product peroxiredoxin like 2A (gene PRXL2A). The coding region runs from base 83 to 1027 and encodes 314 amino acids. The transcript is spliced from 8 exons. Lineage: Eukaryota; Metazoa; Chordata; Mammalia; Afrosoricida; Tenrecidae. The record is from RefSeq and is a predicted model, not a curated record.